Molecule: messenger RNA, 1991 nt
Organism: Micropterus salmoides (largemouth bass)
Lineage: Eukaryota; Metazoa; Chordata; Actinopteri; Centrarchiformes; Centrarchidae
Exons: 1
Coding region: 329-1186 (285 amino acids)
Source: RefSeq, a predicted model, not a curated record
GUUACACUCGCAGAGAGCGAGCGUGGAAGGAAGGGCGUCCCGAUCACACCAGCUUUCCGCCUGUCGAGCUAACCGACCAUUUUUCGCUGGUAUUACAGAUUAACCUGUCGAAUUUGGUUCGGGCAGUGAGGAGACCGCCCGGGUGAUCAGAUUUUCACGGUGAACACCAACAGAUCUGUCACACUCGCAUAGAGCGAGCGAGCGAGCGAGGAAGAAGAAGGAAGGAAGGGCGCGGCUAGCACACCAGCUUCAGCCUGACGAGCUAACCGUCGCUUUUUCGCGGGUAUGAAGAUCGAUUUUCUCUCAGUCCUGUAUUGAGAUUAAAGACAUGGGGGAACAGGUUGGUGUUUGGCUCCGGGCGGCGGUGCUGGCGACCGUGCUGAUCUCUGUUUUAGCCGAAGAUAAAUACUUCGCUGUUGGUGGUAAACUGGAGCUGAGGCCUCAACCAUCAGCAGCCAUCACCAACAUCCUGUGGAAACACAACAACAAUCUGCUGGCAGAGUGGGUGCAGGGACAAAUUGAGCUGACAUACUACAGUACGUUUAAAGACCGCACAACCCUGAACACAACCACUGGACGAUUGGAAAUCAAGAACAUGGGAGAAGCUGACGCGGGGCUGUACUUAGUGGAAAUCAACAGCCAUGUCCAGAGUCCGAGCUAUGAUGUUAAAGUGAUCAAAGAAGUGCCCAAGCCUGAGGUGGUGUUGCGACCAGUGUCCUGUAAUGGGGAUUCACUAAACUGCACGCUGUCCUGUGUUGGAGACACUGGAGGGGCCGAACCUGUGACCUACAGCUGGAAGGAGGGAGCCGGAGACUGGAAGGAGUCGGGACAGGACCUGAAAAUCACCAAGACUCAGACAGAUGUUGAAACAUUUUCCUGCAAGAUUAAGAACCCGGUCAGCGAGAAAGGAAGUGAACCCGAAAAGAAUCCAUUCUUCCUAAAGAACAAGACGAACGGCCCUGGACCUGCAGUUUGGUUGGUUGUCCCCGCCGUCUUGGGCCUUUGUUUUAUUGUAGGUCUAGCAUUUUGGAAGAGGGACAAGAUCAUGGAAGAGAUCUCGAAACGUCGAGGUGGAAACAAUCCUUCAACUAAACCUGAACCUGUAAAACCUGAUGAAUCUUUGAACAUGAUGGAAGAAGGAACGACUGCAGACAAGAAUUCUACAAACGAACAAAAUGAUGCAUGAAGUCGUGGAGCUCUCUUCUCAUGGGGAAUUUGCCACUCAUAGUGCGUUUGACCCAAUCUGGGGGGAAAAAACAAUGCUUGUGUGUCUUUAUUAGCAUCAUGGACUGUUACUUUGCAGGAGGAAGAAAACUCCCAAACCCCCCCCCCCCAAAAAAAAACCCAAUAGAACAGAGGGAUGGCAUCAAGAUUUUUUUUAUUUUAUUGUGUUAAAACUGUGUGUAGCUUAUGAGGAUAUGAUUAUGACAAUAAGUAUGAGAGAGGGUAUACAUGUCCUUAAGUGUCCAUUUAGCCACACUUCCAGUUCACGUAUUAACACAAAUCCCAAAGAAUGUACUAACAAUUGAAGCCCAGAUCUAAAAGAACUGUUAAGUUUUUGUUUCUGCUAUUCCUUGAUGAACUGAAUGUAAGACGUGUCUUAUCCAUCUGUCUGAUCUAUCUAUCUGAACCUGGAUCCAGCGACUCUCAAGUGUUGCUAAAUUGAAUGAAGUACCCUUAAAUUAAAAAAAAAAAAAAUCGAAGAAUAGACUAGAAGAAAUCCAAACAUCAUUUUAAGGGAUGCUGCCAAUGUGUGUGUUUGUUUUAAUCCUGGAUCCAUUAAUUGGCUGUACAUUGCAUUAUACAUCUUAUCACUGCAUGUUCAGUGCUAAUGGCAAGCGAUGUUUCAGCAUUUUGACAAUGUGUAUAUGUAAUUAACUUAAAAUAAUGUGACUUAAUCUGCUCCAAGCUAUUGGACAAUCAUUCUUUUUUUUAAUUAUAUGGUUUUUGUUGCUGUUCAUUUAGGCCUGACUUCUUUUUUUUUUUUUUUU